Penaeus indicus is the source of this 438-nucleotide messenger RNA. Its product is annotated as zinc finger protein 513-like. Gene Ontology annotation, biological process: positive regulation of transcription by RNA polymerase II. The record is from RefSeq and is a predicted model, not a curated record. NCBI's taxonomy places the organism in Eukaryota, Metazoa, Arthropoda, Malacostraca, Decapoda, Penaeidae. Gene Ontology annotation, cellular component: nucleus. The coding region runs from base 1 to 438 and encodes 145 amino acids. The transcript has 2 exons.
AUGGAAACGCAUGUACUACUGGGAACGAGCAAGCCACGGCCUGGCGAGUUUGCGCUACCACGCGGGAACAUAGGAAGACCCAGGCUGGCCGCCCCAGCGCUUACGUCGACGUCGGAGGCCGGAACGAGCGCGACGACGGCCUCCGGGACCUUUGCCAACGGAGGGGCGGCGUUCAAGAUGCAUCGCUGCCCCAUAUGCUCGUAUACAACGACCGACGUCAGCCACCUCAAUUACCACAUGCGCGCUCACAUGGGCGACAAACCUCACUCAUGUCCGCACUGCCCAUACAGAGCGGCCAAGAAAACACAUCUUCAAAACCACAUAUUGAUCCACACAGGCGAGGAGCCCUUCGCCUGUGCCCUGUGUCCAUAUCGGUCAAAGCAGAAAGGAAAUCUCAAACGACACGUCCUCACGAAUCACACAAUAGGAAAGAAAUGA